Molecule: messenger RNA, 1581 nt
Organism: Lipotes vexillifer (Yangtze River dolphin)
Lineage: Eukaryota; Metazoa; Chordata; Mammalia; Artiodactyla; Lipotidae
Gene: SLC45A2
Product: solute carrier family 45 member 2
Cellular component (GO): membrane
Molecular function (GO): sucrose:proton symporter activity
Source: RefSeq, a predicted model, not a curated record
AUGGGCGACAGCAGUGGGCAGCCUGGCAUCCACACCUACAAAUUCCUCGCUGAGGAGGGCCCCUUUGGCUCUGUGGAGCCGCCCAAAAGACCCACAGGGAGCCUGGUCAUGCACAGCAUGGCCAUGUUCGGCCGGGAGUUUUGCUAUGCGGUGGAGGCGGCCUACGUGACCCCAGUCCUGCUCAGCGUGGGCCUGCCCAGGAGUCUCUACAGCAUGGUGUGGCUCCUGAGCCCUGCGCAGCCCAUGGUGGGACUGGCCAGCGACCACUCUGCCGGGCCGUGGGGACGGCGGAGACCCUACAUCCUCACGCUGGGCGUCGUGAUGCUCCUGGGCAUGGCUAUGUACCUUAACGGGGACGCUAUCGUAUCAGCUUUGAUUGCUGACCCAAGGAGGAAGCUGAUUUGGGCCAUCAGCGUCACCAUGAUAGGUGUGGUUCUCUUUGAUUUUGCUGCUGACUUCAUUGAUGGGCCUAUCAAAGCCUACUUAUUUGAUGUCUGCACCCAUCAAGAUAAGGAGAGGGGCCUCCACUACCAUGCCCUCUUCACAGGUUUGGGAGGUGCCCUGGGUUACCUUUUGGGUGCCAUCGACUGGGCCCACCUGGAACUGGGAAGACUGCUGGGCACAGAAUUCCAGGUCAUGUUCUUUUUCUCCUCGUCGGUGCUCACUUUGUGUUUCAUUAUCCAUCUGUUCAGUAUCCCUGAAGCCCCACUUAGAGAUGUUGCCAAGGACAUUCCCCCACAGCAAGCCCCUCAGGACCUUGCAUUGUCAUCAGACAGAAUGUAUGAGUAUGGGUCUAUUGAGAAAGUUAAAAAUGGUUAUGUACACCCAGAGCUGGCGCUGCAGGGAGAAAAAAACAAAAAUCCUGCUGNCCAGACUCGGAGGACAGUGACCAUGAAGUCACUGCUGAGGGCGCUGUUGAGCAUGCCUCCCCACUUCCGCUGCCUUUGCAUCAGCCACCUCAUUGGAUGGACCGCCUUCCUGUCCAACAUGCUCUUCUUCACAGACUUCAUGGGCCAGAUCGUGUACCGUGGGGACCCCUACAGCGCACACAACUCCACAGAGUUCCUCAUCUACCAAAGAGGGGUCGAGGUUGGAUGUUGGGGUUUGUGCAUCAACUCUGUGUUUUCCUCACUUUAUUCUUACUUUCAGAAAGCUUUGGUUCCCUACAUCGGAUUAAAGGGUCUUUACUUCAUGGGGUAUUUGCUGUUUGGCCUGGGGACGGGCGUCAUCGGGCUCUUCCCGAAUGUCUACUCCAGCCUGGUCAUGUGCACCUUGUUUGGCGUGAUGUCCAGCACCCUGUACACCGUGCCUUUUAACCUCAUCACCGCGUAUCACCGUGAGCAGCAGGAAGAGCAGAGGCAGCAGGCCCGGUGUGGGGGCCCGGAUGGCAGCGUGAGAGGGCAGGGCGUGGACUGCGCUGCCCUCACCUGCAUGGUGCAGCUGGCUCAGAUCCUGGUUGGAGGUGGCCUGGGCCUUCUGGUCAACAUGGCCGGGAGCGUCAUCGUCGUGGUGAUCACAGCCUCUGCGGUGUCACUGAUUGGCUGUUGUUUUGUGGCUCUCUUUGUUAGAUAUAUGGAUUAG